Molecule: messenger RNA, 2156 nt
Organism: Saccostrea echinata
Lineage: Eukaryota; Metazoa; Mollusca; Bivalvia; Ostreida; Ostreidae
Product: sialin-like
Exons: 11
Coding region: 1-1986 (661 amino acids)
Biological process (GO): transmembrane transport; monoatomic anion transport
Molecular function (GO): transmembrane transporter activity
Source: RefSeq, a predicted model, not a curated record
AUGGAUGCAAACAAAAAGGAGGAAGUUUUGAACGGAAGCAGGAGAAGAUCGGUAUCUUUUACCACAAAUCAUGACGUCACUUCCAAAACUCCUACGAUUGUCAAUUCGUCCAGCCAUCAUCCUGAAGGGCUUCUGGACAAGUACCUUUCCUGCCGGUGGGUCGUGACUUACAUGUGUACUCUGGUUUUUGUAGUUGUGCCAAUGCUACAGAACUGUUUAUCAAUGGUUCUAGUCUGUAUGGAAUCAAACUACAAGAAGUCAUCGAUAAUCUUGAAGUACAACCAAUCAAACACCACCAAUAAUAUUACAGCGCCUGAGGAACAGAGUGUAUGGAACAUUCGACUAGAGGGUGACAUCAGAAGUCAGAUUCUAUCGGCGGAGUUUUACGCUUUACCGUUUACACCCCUGAUUGGUGGAUAUUUAUCCGGGAGAUUUAGCGCCAAAAUGAUUAUUAUUGUUAUAGUCCUCCUGAUGGCCGGCUCUUCAUCUGCCACGCCCAUAGCAUUAACAGUCAAUCCCUAUAUUGCCAUCGGGCUUAGAUGUAUUGUUGGCCUCUCUUUUGGUGGUUUACAAGCCAGCAUCACUGAGUUGUUGGCGAAGUGGGCGCCACUGAAUGAACGGGCGCAAAUUGUCUCAACGGUCGUGGCAGGUUUAUUUAUUAGCUUCAUUGUGAAUUAUUCUGCCUCUGGUUUUAUCUGCACCAUCCCUGUACACAAUGGCUGGCCACUCAUUAUGUACAUCUUCAGUGCUUCCAACCUUCUAAUGUUAAUACCCUGGGUAAUCUUGGUCUAUGAUAGUCCAUACGAACACCCUCGAAUUACUCCGCCGGAAAUAGAAAUUAUUCGACAUCGGAGACGAGACAGCACUGUAGCUAAAAUGUCACACCCACCAUGGAUCGACAUUCUCCGAUCUGGACCUUUCUGGGGAAUAUUUUUCUGUCAACUUGGCUACGGAUUUAUUUCUACAACAACUGGCACUUUUGUACCUCUCUACCUUAAUGAUGUUCUAAAAUUCGACGUAACUUCGAAUGGUCUGUUGUCCUCCCUACCCUUUAUUGCCCGCCUCCUGUCAUGUCUGGGUGGAGGGCAUGUCGCUGACCUUCUCAUCGCUCGAGGAAUUCUCUCAACCACCGCUGUCAGAAAAUUAUUCCAGACCACAGGAAACAUUCUGUCUGUUCCAUUCUUAAUUGGUCUCAGUUACAUGGACAGUUCCCAGGCGACCUAUGCUGUCCUGCUCCUUGUCAUCUUCUGGUUUAUUCAGGCUCUCAACACCAGCAGCCUCAAGGUCAAUGUAAUCGACAUAGCACCAAGGUUUGCUGGUGUGUUAACAGGCAUGUCGGUCACCGUGUUACAUGUUGCGGCCAUGUUGUCCCCCAUCGUUACGUUUGAGCUUACAAAAAACAGAACCCAGGAAGAAUGGCAAGUUGUUUUCUUCAUUUGCGCCAGUUUGUCCGUAUGCAGUGCUAUGAUGUUCCUUGUCCUCGGCAGUGGAGUAGAACAGUCGUGGGCAAAAGACCCCACAUUGGAGGAGGAGAUUUCUGUUGGUGACCCAGCCAAGCAGUCAUCGGUGUCAGAUCUGAAAUAUAAAAACCAGAAUAUGAUAAAUGGUCACGUGACUGAAACUCAUGACAACGAACGGUCGACUUCUGAGACAGGCAUAAAUACAGAUCUGAAAAUGAUUCAUUUGAAUGGUAAAAAUAUGUCUAAAUUCAGUUCUCAAAGUGUGCAGGUAAAUAAAGGAUUCGCUGGAAAAGAUGAAAUAAUAGAAAAGCAAGCUUUUCAGGCAUCAACCCAUCGCGAGGUUUGUCCAUUUGGAGUAAUGAACAACGCUUUUGUUGGUGAUGAUGAUGAUACCGUCAGUCCAGAGAGUGAAAUUCAUCCGUCAGGAAUCGGGACAGGCUCGAGGGAAAUGGCCGGGUUGGAGAAUAAAUUCAAAACUAGUCAUGAAAUAACCAUUCUUAGAGAAACUGAAGUCACCGUGUUGUAAGAUGUGCAAUCACAGAGGUUUAAGACAGCAUGUUUGUACGAAUAAAUAUAAUUCUUAAUAUUAAUUUAGCCAUGGUCACGUCUCUGUUUAGCUUUAAGAAAUAUCCAGCUAUAAGUUCACAGUGUGUGUAAUUAUUUUGAUUAGCAUAUGAUAAGUGCGUUUAUUCUAUU